AUGAAGUGCAUUCUAUUGAUGGGAGCUUGUGUUGGCAUUCUAGCCUUUGCCACAUUAUCGGUAGCUCAACCACCACGAGUUUAUGGAGAAAAUUUACCAUAUUAUUCACCACCUAUUCAGGCAGAAAGUCCUCUAAGAGUUCGUCGUUCUCCUGAUAAUCCCUCAACAAGCAAUGGCGUCUCAAUUAAAACCAAUUCGGUUAGCAGUAAUAUAUUCAGCAGUCCUUCGAACAAUGUGGAUGGCACUGUAACCCAAAGUAAAACCUAUUUCCCCAAUGGUGAAUUUUCUGAAUCUUCAUCGGGUUCUUUGGAUUGGAAGAAUUCCCUCGGGGUUGGUGGAUCUUUGAGUCGUGACAUUAACACGGGUGUCAGUGACAGUUUCACUAAGUCAGUGGGAUACAAUAUUUUCAAUAAUGAUCGCAAUAGCGUGGAUGCCCUUUAUUCACAUACCAAUACAAAACUGAACAAUGGUUUUGGUUUCAACAAGGAAAGUGGUACCCUAAAAUGGACUAAUGAAGGAGGACACGGUUUGAGUGGUGGUGUAUCGCGAUUUGAAGGUUUUGGUAAACAAGCAUCCGUGACUGGUCAUACAAACCUAUUUAAAUCUGAUGAUGGCAAUACUCGCAUAGAUGCUUUUGGUUCUGGUUCGAAAUGGUUAAGUGGCCCACUGCAAAAUCAACGAGACUAUAAUUUUGGUAUUGGUGGAAGUCAUUAUUUCCGUGGUUAA
Messenger RNA from Musca vetustissima, 726 nucleotides. Its product is annotated as sarcotoxin II-1-like. Gene Ontology annotation, biological process: defense response to bacterium. NCBI's taxonomy places the organism in Eukaryota, Metazoa, Arthropoda, Insecta, Diptera, Muscidae. Gene Ontology annotation, cellular component: extracellular region. The transcript has 2 exons. The coding region runs from base 1 to 726 and encodes 241 amino acids. The record is from RefSeq and is a predicted model, not a curated record.